This is a messenger RNA of Penicillium olsonii, 3612 nucleotides long. NCBI's taxonomy places the organism in Eukaryota, Fungi, Ascomycota, Eurotiomycetes, Eurotiales, Aspergillaceae. The record is from the annotation of a GenBank genome assembly.
AUGGCUUCGAAUUAUUCCUCUCCCCCCGAAAACGAGACCCGAGGACUUUGUGACGAUGGGACAACCGCAGCACAGAUCCAAUCGCCUAAGCGACGUAAGACCAGUCACCAUAGCGGACUACCUACCCGGCAACAUGAUCAGUACACAAUUGCCUGGAUUUGCGCGCUGCAUAUAGAGAUGGCUGCAGCGCGGGCCAUGCUAGAUGAUGUUCAUCAAUCCUUGCCAACGCAUGCAGAUGACACCAAUACAUACCUGCUUGGAAGCAUGAAGCAACAUCACGUUGUGAUUACAUGUUUACCCGCAGAGCAGUAUGGAACAAACAAUGCGGCGCUUGUAAUGACGAAUCUGAAGCGUAGCUUUCCAGCAAUUCGCGCUAGCUUGAUGGUCGGAAUCGGUGGUGGUGUCCCAGGCAAGUCUGAUAUCCGUUUGGGGGAUAUUGUUGUCGGAACACGGGUGAUGCAGUACGAUCUUGGGAAAAUCCCUGGCGACGGAGUCUUUCAGCGAACAGCAAUUCCUAGGACUCCUGGCUUGUUACUUGGGACAGCUGUGUCUGCACUUCGAUCGACACACGAAUUGAGGCCUAGUCGAGUCCUUUCUAUCUUGCAGCAAAAGCUAGAGGCGCACUCCGAGUACGAUCACCCAAGGUCACAAGAUCGUCUUUUCCUGCCAACAUAUGAUCAUCGAUCGCCCUUAGCAGCCAAUUGUGACGAUUGCGACCAUUCAAAGCUGGUCCUUCGAAGUAGGCGGAUAUCAAAUGACAUUUUGAUUCACUACGGCGCGAUCGCUUCAGGAAAUCAAGUUAUGAGGCACGGUGUCACUCGAGAUACCCUUGCUCGAGAACUCGAUGUAAUAUGUUUCGAGAUGGAGGCUGCCGGUUUGAUGGAUAUUACCCCUUGUCUCCCAGUUCGGGGGAUCUGUGACUAUUCUGAUUCGCACAAGAGCAAAGAGUGGCAAAGGUAUGCUGCAGCGACUGCGGCUGCAUAUGCAAAAGAAUUGGUUGAGGAGAUACCUGUGGUUGAGACUCAGCCAACUACAAGAAGGAUUCUAAACGCUCGUCAAUCUUCAAAUUCCAAACGUCGGCAGUGCUUGCUAGAGUCCCUGCGGUUUGAGCAACUCGACAAUCGUGAAUCGAACAUUCAAACGGCGCACGUAAAGACAUGUCAAUGGCUUCUCAGCCACCCAGACUACGAAAAAUGGCUUGAUCCCGGAAAGUCAAUACAACACCAUGGCUUUUUAUGGAUCAGUGGCAAAGCAGGGAGUGGAAAGUCAACAAUCAUGAAAUUUGCAUAUGCGAAUAUGAAGCGCAAAGACCACAAUAGAGGGCCCUUGACAGCUGCCUUCUUCUUUAACGCCCGAGGCGGGUACCUGGAAAAGUCGAUCCUGGGAAUGUAUCGGUCAUUGCUGCUUCAGCUGCUCAAAGGCUAUCCUGACCUCCAGGCGGUUCUGGAUGAUUUGGAAGAUAUCUCACAUAGCGAUGAUUGCCCUUCCUUGAGUGUUCUGAAGGAUCUCUUCCGCAAAGCAAUUGCUACUCUCGGCCAACGCUCGUUUACCUGCUUCGUCGAUGCUCUAGACGAGUGUGAUGAACAGCAAGUUGUGGAUAUGGUCCAGUAUUUUGAAGACCUAGCAGAGCAAUCCACGGUCAAUAGCAUCCUCUUCCGAAUAUGCUUCUCCAGUCGACAUUACCCCUACAUUUCCAUUCAACGGGGACUCCGAUUGACGCUUGAGGAUCAGCCUGGUCACGCGGAAGACUUAGAAAUCUACGUUGCAGGCCAUCUUCAUUUCAAAGACACUGAGCUGCGAGCCCAACUUCUCGUUAAAGCUUCUGGCGUUUUCAUGUGGGUUGUUUUAGUCGUCGAUAUUCUCAACAAGGAGUAUAGACGUGGUGGAAUGACCCUCAGAAAGAAGCUCACUGAGAUGCCCAGCGCUUUGAGCGAACUUUUCAAGGACAUCUUGAGACGAGACAAUGAGAACAUGGAGGGUCUCCUGCUUUGUAUUCUCUGGAUUCUCCACGCGAAACGGCCUUUACACCCUGAGGAGUUCUACCAUGCUCUUUGGUCUGGUUUAUCACUGAAAGAUCUAGUCGAUGGCCAAAUUCCGAACGUUGCUAUCCCAGGCAGUGGUCACAGUGACGAUAUAUUCGCCAGAUAUGUUACCAGCUCAUCAAAAGGGCUCGCUGAAGUCACAAAAACCAAGCAACCAAAAGUACAGUUCAUCCAUGAAUCUGUCCGAGACUUCCUUAUCAAAGACAAGGGUAUGCAAGAAUUGUGGCCUGACCUUGGAUUUGACUGCGAGAGCCUAGGACACGAGAAACUCAAACAGAGCUGCAACUAUUACCUGAAUCAUGUUUUGAAACAAGCAUCUAUUCGCAAGCUGCUGUCGGAACCAAAUCCUACCAGACACAUGGAGGCAUUGAAUAAUUACUCGUUUUUGGAAUAUGCCAGUUCCUGCAUUCUCUAUCAUGCCAACACUGCCGCGAAAGCAUUUCCUCAGGACCAGUUUCUAUCUUCUUUACCCGUUUCCGAUUGGAUUGGCCUCAACAAUCUUUUCGAAAAAUUCAAGAUUCGAAGACACACCUCAGAUGCGAAUAUUCUGUACAUCCUCGCAGAAAGGGGACUCUCCGAACUUGUACGCACAAGAAUCAAAGAAGACUCGAAUGUCCAUGUUUUUGGGGAGAGAUACCAAUAUCCACUGUUUGCCGCUUUAGCCAACGGUCAUAAAGAUACCGUUGCUGCGCUUUUGAAUUCGUCUUCGAGUGGGCUCGAUGAAAUUGUUUCCCCACAGGAACUGAGCUUCAAGAAAGAUCUCAAGGAGUAUAAAGGCCGAACCCCACUUUCCUGGGCUGCACAAAGUGGACGGAUAGGGAUUGUCAAACUACUUCUUCAGACACAAACAGAUAUCCACCAGAUGGAUAAGGGAGGUCGUACAGCACUCUCACGGGCCUCGGGGAAUCGCGAAGAGACUAUAGCGAUGGCUCUCAUCGAAAAAGGGGCCGAUGUUAAUAUCUGCGAUAAAGACGGACAGUCACCGCUUCAUCAGGCCUGCUGGAAUGGCCAAGAAGCUAUAGCAAGGCUUCUUUUUGACAAGGGAGCAGAGAUCAGCACCGGUGACAAAGAUGGACAAACACCACUUCACCAAGCCUCCAUGAGAGGCCACAAGACUAUGACAAGUCUUCUUCUCGACAAGGGAGCGCUCAUCGACACCUGUGACAAAGAUGGAAAAACGCCGCUUCACCAUGCCUGCUGUUAUGGUGUCUGCUCCCUUGUCAAUAAGAAGCCUUGCUAUAGGCUCAUAACCAACGCCAGUGACGAACAUGGACACACACCGCUUCAUCAAGCUUCCAUGAAAGGCCACGAGUCUGUGGCAUGUCUUCUCCUAGAAAAGGGAGCAGACAUCAACAUCAGAGAUAACGAUGGACGGACACCGCUAUACCAAGCUUCUAUGAAAGGCCACAAGUCUGUUGUGCGUCUUUUUAUCGACAAUGGAGCAGAUAUUAAGAUUGGCAACAAAGACGGAUGGACACCACUUCACCAGGCUUCUCGAAAUGGCCACAAGACCAUAGUGAAGCUUCUUAUUGAUAAGGAUAUUCAACUUGGGCCAAAUAAAGACAAGUAA